This is a messenger RNA of Cicer arietinum (chickpea), 3238 nucleotides long. RefSeq names its product aminopeptidase M1. Gene Ontology annotation, cellular component: membrane; cytoplasm. Gene Ontology annotation, molecular function: peptide binding; metalloaminopeptidase activity; zinc ion binding. The record is from RefSeq and is a predicted model, not a curated record. Gene Ontology annotation, biological process: proteolysis; peptide catabolic process. NCBI's taxonomy places the organism in Eukaryota, Viridiplantae, Streptophyta, Magnoliopsida, Fabales, Fabaceae.
CAAUUCCGUAGAAACAUUAGCACGUCAGUGAGAGGGAGCGACGUGGUAAUGGUUACUUCAGACAGAGAGUAAUCAUUUGCAAGUUUAUUUUUUUAGUUGAAACUUGCAAGUUUCCUUUUUUGAGAAAUUGCAAUUUAUUUAUAUCACAAAUAAAUAGGUUUGAUUUAUACUAAAUCACUUGGAUUUAUCUGCAAAACAAAAACAAAAGCAGUGUGAAUCUGUGGGUCGCACUGCAUCAUCAGAAAACGAUGGAUCAGUUCAAAGGACAACCUCGUCUUCCCAAAUUCGCCGUUCCUAAACGUUACGACAUUAGGCUCAAACCCGACCUCAUCGAAUGCCGUUUUUCAGGUUCCGUCUCCGUUAAUCUCGACAUCGUCAUCGCCACCACUUUCAUCGUUCUCAAUGCCGCUGAACUAUCCGUCACUAACGACUCCGUUUCAUUCACCAAUCGCGAUUCGUCUAAGGUUUUUAAACCUUCUAGAGUUGAAUUGUUUGAAAAUGAUGAAAUUCUGGUAUUGGAGUUUCCGGAGGAAAUACCUGUUGGAUUGGGUGUAUUAUCUAUUCAGUUUGAAGGAAUAUUGAAUGAUAAAAUGAAAGGUUUUUAUAGAAGUAAAUAUGAGCACAAUGGUGAGAAGAGGAAUAUGGCAGUUACACAGUUUGAACCAGCUGAUGCUAGACGAUGCUUUCCUUGUUGGGAUGAACCUGCUUGCAAGGCUACUUUCAAGAUCACAUUGGAUGUGCCUUCAGACCUUGUAGCUCUCUCCAACAUGCCCAUUGCUGAAGAAAAAAUUGAUAGAAAUCUCAAAACAGUUACAUACCAAGAAUCACCAAUCAUGUCUACAUACUUGGUUGCUGUUGUUGUUGGUUUAUUUGAUUAUGUGGAAGAUCAUACUUCCGAUGGGGUCAAAGUCCGAGUGUAUUGUCAAGUUGGUAAGGCAAACCAAGGGAAAUUCGCACUUGAUGUUGCUGUGAAAACUUUGGGACUAUACAAAGAUUACUUUGACACUCCCUACACACUGCCAAAAUUGGAUAUGAUUGCAAUACCUGAUUUUGCUGCUGGAGCCAUGGAGAAUUAUGGCUUGGUUACAUACCGGGAGACUGCUUUACUCUAUGAUGAUCAGAAUUCUGCUGCUGCUAACAAACAGAGGGUUGCAAUUGUUGUAGCUCAUGAACUAGCACAUCAGUGGUUUGGCAAUCUUGUUACAAUGGAGUGGUGGACACAUUUAUGGCUGAAUGAGGGUUUUGCAACAUGGGUGAGUUACUUGGCAGCUGAUGGCUUGUUUCCUGAGUGGAAAAUAUGGUCUCAAUUUCUUCAUGAAUGUACUGCGGGUCUUAGGUUGGAUGGGCUCGCAGAAUCCCACCCGAUUGAGGUGGAGAUAAAUCAUGCACGCGAGAUUGAUGAAAUAUUUGAUGCAAUAAGUUAUAGAAAAGGUGCAUCUGUGAUUAGGAUGCUGCAAAGCUAUCUUGGCGCUGAAUGCUUUCAGAGGUCACUAGCUUCAUAUAUAAAAAGGCAUGCUUGCUCAAAUGCUAAGACUGAGGAUCUAUGGGCUGCACUUGAGGAAGGAUCUGGUGAACCUGUGAAUAAGUUAAUGACGUCAUGGACAAAACAGCAAGGAUAUCCUGUUGUAACUGUUAAAGUCAAUAAUCAGAAUUUGGAGUUUGAUCAGUCACAAUUUUUGUCAAGUGGUGCUCAAGGGGAAGGCCAUUGGAUUAUUCCAAUAACCCUAUGCUUUGGCUCAUAUGAUGUCCGCAAGAAUUUCCUCUUGCAAACAAAAACGGAAACACGUGAUGUUAAAGAGUUACUGGGUUCCCAGAUUGCUGACAAGGGUGGAAAUUCUUGGAUUAAACUUAAUGUGGAGCAGGCUGGUUUCUACAGGGUGAAAUAUGAUGAACUGCUUGCAGCUAAACUUAGACAUGCAGUGGAGAAACAGUUGUUAUCUCCAUCAGACCGGUUUGGAAUUUUGGAUGAUACAUAUGCACUUUGUAUGGCUGGCAAAGAAUCAUUGACCUCCUUGAUUAACUUGAUGGGAGCUUAUAGGGAGGAAGUUGAUUAUACUGUGCUGUCUAACCUGAUUUCUAUAAGUCAUAAAGUUGGAUCUAUUGCAGCUGAUGCAGUUCCAGACUUACUAGAUUAUUUCAAACAGUUCUUUGUUAACCUUUUCCAGUUCUCUGCCGAGAGGCUCGGUUGGGAUCCUAAACCAGGUGAAAGUCACGAUGAUGCAUUGCUGAGAGGAGAAAUUUUGACUUCCCUUGCCGAGUUUGGGCAUGAUCAGACACUGGAUGAAGCAAGCAAGCGGUUUCAAGCAUUCUUAGAAGACAGAAAUACUCCACUUCUUCCACCUGAUAUAAGAAGGGCAGUUUAUGUGGCUGUAAUGAAACGGGCAAGCAAAUCUAACCGAUUGGGUUAUGAAUCCCUUCUGAAAGUAUACAGAGAAACUGACCUUAGUCAAGAGAAAACACGUAUUCUUGGCUCACUGGCUUCUUCACUUGAUCCAGAUCUAAUUCUUGAAGUUCUUAACUUUAUGUUAUCUUCCGAGGUUCGGAGUCAGGAUGCUGUUUUUGGACUUGGUGUCAGUCAGGAAGGAAGAGACGUGGCUUGGGCGUGGCUUAAGGAAAAUUGGGAACACAUCUCAAAAACAUAUGGUGGUGGAUUUUUAAUAACUCGCUUUGUCAGUGCAGUUGUCUCACCGUUUGCUUCACUUGAGAAGGCCAAGGAAGCAGAGGAUUUCUUUGCUAGCCAUCCUAUGCCAUCCAUUGCUAGAACUUUGAAGCAGAGCCUUGAGCGCGUGAAUAUAAAUGCAAACUGGGUUCAGAGUGUUCAGAAUGAGAAAAGUCUUGCUGAUGCUAUAAAGGAGUUGGCAUACAGGAAAUACUAGGCCAUGCUUCCCCUUGUUUGACGUGCAGUUUCGUAUCAUAUAAUAAUGGUUGUGACCUUAUGACUUUCUCCAUUCUGUCGCAUUUGUGUCGCUCAAAGGCAUGGCCUCGAGCUUGGCCGGCUGCUGAUCUAUAAAAAUUGGUUAAAUAUCUUUCAUGUGUUCAAAUUUUGCUUGCUAUAUAAAUGGUCAAGUUUAUAACUGUCAUGUCAGUCUCUUUCCUCUUUUGUGUCCAUUCUCUUACACUCCUCUCAUGAACACCAUCUCGGAAUGAGCAGGAGACGACACCCACUUUGCACUCUGUAUAGAACUUGCAGUACAAGUUUUGAACCAUCAUACUCUAACAUUCCUCUCUUGAAUCUCAA